AUGGAUGUAUGGACGGACCCCCCACGGGUGACCAGAGCAAGGCAAACAUUGAACAUCAUCGGCUGCGUCUGCGUGUUCCUACUGCACCGCGCCGCCGGGGUAUACACGCAGUAUCCGGCCCUGGUUGACCUGCUGGUCAGCGUGUUUUUCGCCGAGUACUGCCGCUUCACCAACGAGGGCCGCAGGAUAGCGCUCGCCAGGGCCGAAGAUGUCGCCAGGGAGAGGUACCUCGAUGCGGCACAGCAGGAGUCAAAGAUGGGGCUAGGCCCGGCCCCGACCGCCCAGCUCAGCUGCGACGCCGUUGCCAUGAUUGUGGGAUGGCGUGAAGAUCCAACCCUGUGGCGGAGGUGCUUGGAGAGCUACAACCACGCCAGCGGCUGGAGGUUCAUGGUUGUCGGAAUCGACGGCGACGAUGCCGAAGAUGACGAGAUGAUUGAUGUUUUUCGCAAGAUGUAUCCUACCCACUCCCACGUCCUGCACAUAGACGAGCCUUUGGGAGAGGUUAGCAUCAAGGUUCUGGAGGAAAAGUAUGCCGAGCUCCAAAAAUGGGGACAGGUCAAGGUCGACGAGGAGGAGAUCAACGACGUGGCCAUGAGCAGGUGCAUGGACAUUGCGCGACAGCACGUGCAGAAGCUCAUGCAAAAGGACGGCGACGUCAAGCACCUGCUGAUUCACCAGCGCCACCUGCACAAGAAGGGAAUCAUGUUUACGAGCCUGGUCUUCUCCAUGGUGAUUGCCGAGCUUCACAACCUCCGGUUCCUGUGGACGUCGGACUCGGACUCGUUUGUGAAGCCGGACUCUGUCCAGGGGACCAUCUGCACCAUGGCCAGCGACCCAGGAGCCGGCGGCGCCAGCUCCGGGAUGGCCAUCCACAACGCCGACGAGACGCUGGUGACGAAGCUGUCGUCGUCGGUCUACUGGUGCGACCAGUACCUGACGCACGCGUUGCCGGCCUCGGUGGGAGUCAACGACUGCCAGAGCGGGCCCAGUUCUGCGUUUCGGAUAUCUGCCAUUCGACCAAUUCUGGUGUCGUGGUACAACCAAAAGGUGUUUGGCAAGCGAAUGAUUGUUAAUGAGGAUAGACAUUUGACUACAUUGUUGCUGAGUCAAGGCUGGCGUGUGAUUUACGCUGGAGAUAUCAUGACUGAGACCGAGAAUCCAACGACACUACAACGUUGGAUACAGCAACAGGUUCGAUGGGCGAGAGCCCAACACAUCGAGACCCUGCUACCCAUCAAAGUCUACGCCAUGUCCCACCCGUUCCUCUUCCUGUCGGCGCUACGAAGGGAGCUGAACCUCCUGACCAUCUUCACGCAGACGUUUGCCUACCUCUUCCUGGACCGACAGCUGCUCGCGUUCAACAUGACCGACUUUUGCCUGCACAUCAGCGGCAAGGCGCUGUACGGCGUGCUCCGCAGCCCAGACGACUCGCAGUCCCUGCUGUCGGCGGUGCUGUGGAUCAUCCCAGGCAUGAUUUUCUACAACGUGCCGCAGCCGGCCGUGCACGCCUGGGGCCUGGCGACGCUGACCGCCGACACCUGGGGCACGUCGAUGCGGUCGAGCGGCGAGCUGGCCAAGAGGGACGGGCUGGGCGAGCGCUGGUACAAGUCUGGGUUUUUGGUGGUGUGGAUAGGCACUGUGGGCGCCCUGCUGGCGAAAUGGACCCUGACCCGUCUGGAGUUGCUGCCCGAGCAGAGGGUGUUGGGCAUGGCCGUGACGGGGUUGCUGUGUUCGUUUUUGAUGUGGAGAGCCGUGAUUAAUUAUCGAUAG
This is a messenger RNA of Pyricularia pennisetigena, 1770 nucleotides long. RefSeq lists its product as uncharacterized. NCBI's taxonomy places the organism in Eukaryota, Fungi, Ascomycota, Sordariomycetes, Magnaporthales, Pyriculariaceae. Gene Ontology annotation, molecular function: hyaluronan synthase activity. The record is from RefSeq and is a predicted model, not a curated record. Gene Ontology annotation, biological process: extracellular matrix assembly; hyaluronan biosynthetic process. Bases 1 to 1770 code for a protein of 589 amino acids. The transcript is spliced from 4 exons.